AAUCCUGGAUUUGAAUGGGCGGGCUGUGGCGAGGCGCUGGUGUUGCACUAGUGCGUCUCAGUACCUCAGUGCAGAGCUCACAGUUGAGGCAAGGCUGCUGGCAGCUCUCCCAUUCUGGACAGAUGAUGGCUGAGCAGAACAGCAGCGGGCUGUUUAACCGGACUUCACCGGACCUUGGCAGGUUUGGAAACCUCGAGGACAUCGACGUGACUGCUGACAGAAGCCCUGUCCUCAGGAUAACCAUCUCCAUCGUUUACUCUGUUGUGUGCGCAGUCGGCUUGGCCGGGAACCUGCUGGUGUUCUUCCUGAUGAGGACGAAGCGCGGCAGAAGGCGCUCCAGCAUUGACGUCUUCAUCUUCAACUUGGCUCUGACCGACUGCCAGUUUGUGCUGACUUUGCCCUUCUGGGCGGUGGACACUGCCCUGGACUUCAGCUGGCCGUUUGGAGACGCCAUGUGUAAGACAGUGCUCUCGGUGACGGUGAUGAACAUGUACGCGAGCGUCUUCUUCCUCACCGCCAUGAGCGUCACGCGCUACUUCUCCGUCGUCUCCUCCACCAAGACCCCGCAGCCCCGGCCGGUGGGCUGGGUCAGGUGGGCGUGCGCGGUGCUGUGGUUCCUGGCCACAGUGGCCACGGCUCCCACUGCCAUCUUCUCAGCGGUGACCAACGUGGCCGGAGAGAAACUUUGCCUGCUGAAGUUCCCCGCCGGACAGUACUGGCUCGCCUUUUAUCACCUCCAGAAGAUCCUGCUAGCUUUCGUGCUGCCAAUGCUGAUCCUGUCCGUGUCUUACUGUCUGCUCCUGAGGUUCGUGAAGAGGCGCAGCAUGAACAACUGCAGGUCCAGAAGGAAGCUCCGAGUGACGAAGACGGUCACUCUCAUGGUGCUGUCCUUCUUUCUGUGCUGGCUGCCAAACCAGGCCAUCACCUUCUGGGGCGUUUUAGUAAAGUUUAACGUGAUUUACUGGGACGAAGCGUAUUACACCGUCCACACCUACGUGUUCCCAGCGAGCGUCUGCUUAGCUCACACCAACAGCUGCCUGAACCCCUUCAUUUACUGCCUCAUGAGGAGAGAGUUCAGGAGGAAGCUGAAGAGCUGCGUGCUAAAGGUAGCGCCCUGCUUACUGGUGAGCUCUCAGCCCACAAACCUGAGAGACGUCAUGUCACCAAACUCAGCCAGAUAA
Messenger RNA from Colossoma macropomum (tambaqui), 1181 nucleotides. It is a transcript of the gene rxfp3.3a3, whose product is annotated as relaxin family peptide receptor 3.3a3. The transcript has a single exon. Lineage: Eukaryota; Metazoa; Chordata; Actinopteri; Characiformes; Serrasalmidae. Bases 15 to 1181 code for a protein of 388 amino acids. Gene Ontology annotation, biological process: G protein-coupled receptor signaling pathway; immune response. Gene Ontology annotation, molecular function: G protein-coupled receptor activity. Gene Ontology annotation, cellular component: membrane. The record is from RefSeq and is a predicted model, not a curated record.